This is a messenger RNA of Syngnathus typhle (broad-nosed pipefish), 1196 nucleotides long. It is a transcript of the gene snrnp48, whose product is annotated as small nuclear ribonucleoprotein 48 (U11/U12). The record is from RefSeq and is a predicted model, not a curated record. The transcript is spliced from 9 exons. NCBI's taxonomy places the organism in Eukaryota, Metazoa, Chordata, Actinopteri, Syngnathiformes, Syngnathidae. Gene Ontology annotation, cellular component: cytosol; nucleoplasm; U12-type spliceosomal complex. Bases 122 to 1159 code for a protein of 345 amino acids.
ACACGCAAAGAAGAAACUCUGACGUCAUCCCUGACAAACAUGGCGAAAUUUGUAUCAACAUGAAUCAAACCGCGGUGAUUUCUAAUUGAAUUUCUCUCUCUUUAGACCUAUAGCCACCAAAAUGUCGGACGUUUUGAAAACCACAACCCUGCAGGAGCGAAUGGAACACCUGCAGGAGUUGUUGGAGUUUACGGAACAGUGCCAGAAACAGAUACAAGACCUGUACGAUGCACUGGGCUGGUCACCGGACAACGACCCGGAUAAGGAACCGAUGGAGCUGUGCCCCUACGAUCCCGGCCAUCGCGUCCCUGUCCGCAGCAUGGAGAGACACAAAGCUUCAUGUUACCUCAGAAAAAUGGGCUACUCUUCUGACGAGCAGGCCGAAAUGUGCGACACUUCCUCAUGUUACGUCAACACCAGCGUGCGCAGCUAUUCCAUGGACAAAAUCCUUCAGAACCAGGUGAUCCUACAAGCCAGAGCUGCUGCUCCACUCAUGAAGAUGGAGGGUGUGUUCUGGCAAGGUCAUUACUCCUACCAGCCCGUGGACGUGCCGCAAAACCACAAGCGAGCCGUCUGCGACCUCACUGUGGCCGACCGGCUGGCGCUGUACGACCACGUGAUCGGCGUCCUCAACCAAGAGAAGACCGUCGCCGCUUCAGGCAAUGAGGAGCUCUACGUAGAUCUGGUGUCCAAGCUGAAGAAGGCUGAAGAACAGAACGAACCAAAGACGCAUUUGGAGCUGAUGGCGGAGAUGCGGGACUACAAGAGACGGCGGCAGUCCUACCGAGCCAAGAACGUCCACAUCACCAAAAAGUCCUACACGGAGGUUAUCAGAGAAGUCAUCCAUGUCCACUCGGACGAGCUCGCCAGACAGUGGAAGGAAGAGCAUGAAGAGGAGGACAAGGGGAAAAAACAAGAGGCGGAUGAGGCCAGAGAAGGAAAAUCCCAAAGGCGUCGGACGGACGAAAGGCGUUCUUUGUCCUCGGAGUCCCGCAGAUCACGUAGCAGACGCCACCGUAGCCACGAGAGGAGUCGCGAGAGAGAAAGCAAGAAGAAGAAAAGGAAGAGAGAUUCACGCUCCCCAGAGGACAGACACCACCACAGCAGCAAGAAGAAGAAAAAGAAAAGGAAUGAGCGAGGAAGGAGUGACAGUUCUUGACCAGAUAACUUGUGUCAAUAAAGUUGUGCAACAGCAA